AUGACGACAGUCAUGGCUUCAGUAUGCGCAGCACCACAAUGUGGCAAAGAAACUAAUUCAAUGUUGAAAUGUCCAGUUUGUUUACAAGCAGGUAUUUCUAGUGUGUUUUGUGACCAAAAUUGUUUCCGUUCCAGCUACUCCAUUCACAAGGCGAUUCACAAAUCAGAUGAUGGUGAAGAAACUUAUAUUCCAUUCCCUAAUUUCUCAUACACUGGCGAUUUAAGACCUCACUAUCCAUUAAGUCCAAGAAGAUCCAUUCCCAAACAUAUCAAAUUGCCCGACUAUGCUCAACAUGGGAAACCAAUUAGUGAAAUCAAGAAUGAUCGUGUUGGCAAGAUACCUGUUUUGACUCCAAAGGAGAUCACCAAAAUUAGAAAAGUUAGUCAAGUGUCUAGAGAAGUUUUGGAUAUAACUGCUAGUCAUAUUAGGCCGGGAAUUACUACUGACGAAUUGGAUGAGAUCUUGCAUAGGGAGUGUGUCAAGAGAAAUGCAUAUCCAUCACCUUUAAAUUAUUACAACUUCCCCAAAUCCAUAUGUACCUCAGUUAAUGAAGUCAUUUGUCACGGUAUACCCGAUAAGACAAAGUUGAAGGAUGGUGAUAUUAUUAACUUAGAUGUUACGAUAUAUUACAUGGGGUUCCAUUCUGAUUUGAAUGAAACUUAUUACGUCGGCGAUAAAGCCAAGAGUGAUCCAGAUACUGUACGCUUAGUUGAAACCACCAGAGAGUGCCUUGAUUUGGCUAUUCAAGCGGUCAAGCCAGGUGUUGCAUUUAGAGACUUAGGCAAUAUUAUUGAAAAACAUGCAUCAGAAAACAAUUGUUCUGUUGUGCGUACCUAUUGUGGCCAUGGAUGUGGUACUUUGUUCCAUUGUCAACCGAAUAUCCCACAUUAUGCCAAGAACAAGGCUAUAGGUAUCAUCAAACCAGGCCAAGUAUUCACUAUUGAACCCAUGCUUAAUUUGGGUACCUAUAAAGAUUGUACUUGGCCUGACAAAUGGACAUCAACUACACAAGACGGAAAGAGGUCAGCACAAUUUGAACAUAUGUUGUUGGUUACUGAAGAUGGAGUUGAGGUGUUGACAGCUAGAAAUGAGAAUUCACCGGGUGGACCGAUUCCAAGAAUUUAG
Lodderomyces orthopsilosis Co 90-125 is the source of this 1125-nucleotide messenger RNA. Its product is annotated as methionine aminopeptidase. NCBI's taxonomy places the organism in Eukaryota, Fungi, Ascomycota, Pichiomycetes, Serinales, Debaryomycetaceae. The record is from RefSeq and is a predicted model, not a curated record. Gene Ontology annotation, molecular function: metalloaminopeptidase activity. The transcript has a single exon. The coding region runs from base 1 to 1125 and encodes 374 amino acids. Gene Ontology annotation, biological process: proteolysis.